Messenger RNA from Porites lobata, 837 nucleotides. The record is from the annotation of a GenBank genome assembly. Lineage: Eukaryota; Metazoa; Cnidaria; Anthozoa; Scleractinia; Poritidae.
CCCCACGACUCUCGUAUCGUCGCUAAAAAUGAAUUCAGACUCGGAGAAAGAGCGAUGAAAACUGCUAUUCAGCUAAUCGAUGAUCUUGUACUGGAGUACAACAGAAGACCUAUUGAGAUGGAGUGUGUUUCGCGGCUACCAACGCUGGUGCUUGUCACUGCUGUUUCAAGCAACCACUUCAAUGAACUUCUAGAACAUAUCACUCCCGGUGACAAGAUACGACCUCACAAAAAAAUAGUCGUUUAUGACCUAGGACUGAAUCAGCAGGAAAUUGAUCAACUCACCAAGAUGUCUUAUGUCGACUACAGAAAAUUCAAGUUUUCUCGCUUUCCCGAACACGUGAAAAAUCUACGUACGUAUGCAUUUAAACCUCUUAUCAUCGUAGAGACGCUUGCUCAAUUUGGCGCUGUAAUGUGGAUGGAUUCUUCAGUAAUCCUCAAACAGCACAGCAAAUAUGCCCACCUUCUAGAGUGGAUGAUCAAGCGGAAAUCAGCGUUUUUGUACUACGUUUCACCAAGUCGCCAUUCUAUCGUGUUUGCUACUCAUGAACGCAUGCUCGACUAUUUACCAAUGCGGGGAGCGAAAGAAUCGAACGCAAAAAUGCAACAAGCAACCGGAAUGAUUUUAUUUAACACAGAGCACGUGCUAAAGCAUGUAAUGAAAUGGGUCGUUUUCUGCUCGCUUCUUGAAGACUGUAUCACACCUAAGGGAUCUCAAUUAGAGUGUAAUUUUCAUUUGCCCGAUGAUGUAUUUGGAGGAUGCCACCGUUACGAUCAAUCGUUGUUUGCAGUUCUUGUAUCCAAUGCUUAUAAAGAUGAAAUGCGAAGGUAUUGUUUA